GCCUAGAAGCACAGAGCCAAGAUGGAAGGUCCAAGAUGUGGGGCAGAGACCAGUUCCCAGGCCAUGGCCUUGGCUGAAGGCUUCCUCCUGAAGCGGGCCGAAGAAGAGAGAAAGUGGGAGAAGUCCCAGGUGCAGGACUCUUUUCCAGAUGAAACCAGUCAGGUGGAGAAUUCGCACAUUUGGGCCGUCCAUAUUGGAGGAGAAUAUAUCCUAGUUGGCAGUGAAACAUGGCCAAGUGGCAGUAGCAUACCUUUUCAUGAUUCUUUCCUAAGAAGAGAUUCUGCGGAUCCAGAUCAGGUGACAUUUGAAGAUGUGUCUGUGGAUUUCUCAGAGGAGGAGUGGGCCCUCUUGGAUCCAAGCCAAAAAGCUUUGCACCAGCAAGUCAUGGGGGAGAUUUUAGGAAUCGUAUCAUCUCUGGGAGAGAGACUGUUUAAAUGCCCAGAGUGUGGAAAGAGCUUCACUCAGAAGGGAGAUCUUCUUUACCACAGAAAAACUCACACAGGAGAGAGACGGUUUAAAUGCUCAGAGUGUGAAAAGAGCUUCACUCAUAAGACAAGCCUUAUUAGUCAUCAGUUAACUCACACAGGAGAGAAGCCAUUUAAAUGCUUGCAGUGUGAAAAGAGCUUCAGUCAAAAGAGCAGCCUUAUUCGUCAUCAGGCACUUCACGCAGGAGUGAAACCAUUUAAUUGCCCAGAGUGCGGAAAGAGCUUCAGUCAAAAGAUAGGCCUUGUACAUCACCAGGCAAUUCACACAGGAGAAAAGCCAUUUAAAUGCCCAGUGUGUAAAAAGAGUUUCAGUCAAGAGAGAAACCUUAUUAGUCAUGAGGCAACUCACACAGGAGUAAAGCUAUAUAAAUGUUUCCAGUGUGAAAAGAGCUUCAGUCAAAAGUGCAACCUUGAUAGUCAUCAGGCAACCCAUACAGCAGAGAAGCCAUUUAAAUGCUUGCAAUGUGAAAAGAGCUUCAGUCAAAAGAAAGGCCUUGAUUAUCAUCAAAUAACUCACACAGGAGAGAAACCCUUUAAAUGCCUAGAGUGUGGAAAGAGCUUCAGACAGAAAGGCAGCCUUAUUAGUCAUCAGGCAACUCACACAGGAGAGAAGCCAUUUAAAUGCUUGCAGUGCGAAAAGAGCUUUAGUCAAAAGAGAAUCCUUAUUCAUCAUCUGGCAACUCACACAGGAGAGAAACCAUUUAAAUGCUCAGAGUGCGGAAAGAGCUUCAGUCAAAAGAUAGGGCUUGUACGUCACCAGGUAAGUCACACAGAAGAAAAGCCAUUUAAAUGCUUCCAGUGUGAAAAGAGCUUCAGUCAAAAGAGCCACCUUAUUAGUCAUCAGGCAACUCACACAGGAGAGAAGCCAUUUAAAUGCUUGCAGUGUGGAAAGAGCUUCAGUAAAAAGAGUAACCUUAUUAGUCAUCACGCAACUCACACAGGAGAGAAGCCAUUUAAAUGCUCGGAGUGUGAAAAGAGCUUCAGUCAUAAGAAAAGCCUUAUUAGUCAUCAGUCAACUCACACAGGAGAGAAGCCAUUUAAAUGUUUGCAGUGUGAAAAGAGCUUCAGUCACAAGAAAAGCCUUAUUAGUCAUCAGUCAACUCACACAGGAGAGAAGCCAUUUAAAUGCUUGCUGUGUGAAAAGAGCUUCAGUCAAAAGGGAAACCUUAUUACUCAUCAGGCAAUUCACACAGGAGAGAAACCAUUUAAAUGCCCAGAGUGUGAAAAGAGCUUCAGUCAAAAGGGAAGCCUUAUUAUUCAUCUGGCAAUUCACACAGGAGAAAGACCAUUUAUAUGCUCAGAGUGUGGAAAGAGUUUCAGUCAGAAAUCAUACCUUGCUCGUCACCAGGCAACUCACAGCAGAGAAAAACCAGAGUGUGGAAUGAGCAGCAAUUGAAAUACAAGCCUUCUUUUUUAAUUGUCAACCCACACAGAAGAAAAAGCAAGUUCCCUUGUUUUACAUCAGAGGGGGCAUGGAUCUUUGUCAUAGAAACACUGAGUUAAAAAGUCAUGGCUUUUGGGGAAAAUAAUUACCUGGCCCAUUUUCUUUCAUGAAAUCCCUCAUUAAGCAUAAGUGAUAAUAUUUUGAGAGCUUUUUAUUUGUCGUGUCAGGAGCGACUUGAGAAACUGCAAGUCGCUUCUGGUGUGAGAAAAUUGACCGUCUGCAAGCGGACGCCCGGAUGAUUUAAUGCUUUUAUCAUCCUUGUGGGAGGCCACCGGGGGCUCCAUUUUGAGAGCUAAAGGAAGGAUAUUUCAGUGGAUAUUUUUUAUCCAUUCACGCAUACUGGUUACUGCAAAUAUUUCCUGCCAUGUAUAUUCAGGACUAAAAAUAUAUUUAAUUGAGAAAUUUAAUGAGAAGUGUGGGAAUGAGUUUGAUUAAUGACUAACAUCCCUGUGCAUCGUGUAAUUCAGUGUGUGGAAAGUGUUUUGCCGCCACAAUGUGAUGUGGCGGCAAAAAAGCCAAUGGGAUUUUGGCCUGCAUUAAUAGGAGCAUGGUG
Anolis sagrei ordinatus is the source of this 2482-nucleotide messenger RNA. The record is from RefSeq and is a predicted model, not a curated record. NCBI's taxonomy places the organism in Eukaryota, Metazoa, Chordata, Lepidosauria, Squamata, Anolidae.